Molecule: messenger RNA, 741 nt
Organism: Mytilus californianus (California mussel)
Lineage: Eukaryota; Metazoa; Mollusca; Bivalvia; Mytilida; Mytilidae
Product: death domain-containing protein CRADD-like
Exons: 5
Coding region: 223-678 (151 amino acids)
Biological process (GO): signal transduction
Molecular function (GO): protein binding
Source: RefSeq, a predicted model, not a curated record
UCAGAACUCAAUAUUUGGUUUACAGACAUAAGUGUCCAGCAAUGCAAUGACACGUGCGAAGGUAUUUCACCUACCAUAUAUAGCAUUUGCCUUAAAGAUGCAGAAUUAUUACGAUUGUCAAGCAAUCUAACUGUUGAAGAAAUACGUCAGCUUGCGAUUUAUCUUGGUAUAUCAAAUGCAAAAUUAGAUGAGAUAGGGCAAGAUUUUUCAAGAAAUUCAUCAAUGGUCAAGUUUGCCAGUUUACGAACAUGCAGCGAUAACAACAAAUUGUGUGGUGAUUUUAUAAAAGCCAUGGAAACAGCUGGACUAAACAAACAUACUAUGUGCAUGAUACUUCGGCAAGAAAUAUCGUCAACAGAUUUACCUGAUAAUAUUUUGAAUCUACCUCCUAGUGAUGAGAUGCUAGACAAAUUGGCUUUGCGCAUUGGUAAGAAGUGGAUGGAACUAGGUCUAGAACUUGGACUUGAUAUAGAACAACUCGAAUAUAUCGAAUAUGACAGCCCAAACGUUCUUCGAGAUAUUAGUAAAAGCAUGUUAUACCAAUGGAAAGAAAGAGAAAUUGGCAAUACCAUUAGAGAUCUCCAGAACGCCUUUACUAGAAUUGGAAAGAAAGGAAACCUUAUCCGAGAGACAUUGGAGAAUUGUGAGAGUUUUCCAAAUAUAAAACCAGACCAUUGACCUUAAAUUCAGUACACAAGAAAGAAGUAGCAGAAAACACAUUCUUAAUAACAUCAAACUAAA